AAGCAAACAAGACCGUAAAGUAACUCUUAGCUCAGCAAUGGCGAUUUCCAGAUUAAGCUUUUUACUUCAUCAGCAGCUCCAAAAAUAUACUUCUUCUCUUCGUCACUUGUCUUAUUCCAACCGCUCAUUUUGUUCAGCAUCCAAUCUUCGCUCUCACUUUCAAAGAAUUGGAUUUAUUGGUUUAGGAAAUAUGGGAUCCCGAAUGGCUAAUAAUUUGAUUGAGGAUGGAUACAAUCUCACCGUUCAUGAUGUAGACCACAAUGCCAUGAAGAUUUUCUCAGAGAGGGGGAUUCUUACAAAAGAGUCACCUUUUGAAGUUGCGGAUAGUAGUGACGUCUUGAUCACAAUGUUGCCUUCUUCAAACCAUGUAUUGGAUGUUUACACUGGACGAAAUGGUUUGCUCAGCCAUGGUAAUACUCUUGGACCGUGGUUGUUCAUAGAUUCAUCAACAAUUGACCCUCAAACAUCAAGAAAGCUCUCUGCCACCAUAGCUGAUUGUUCUCUGAAAAGGAAAAGAGAUGGUUUUGAGGUUCCGGCCAUGUUGGAUGCUCCUGUAUCCGGAGGUGUUCUUGCUGCUCAAGCUGGAACACUUACUUUCAUGGUGGGUGGCUUGGAGGAAGCUUAUGUGGCUGCAAAACCCUUAUUUCUCUCAAUGGGGAAAAGCACAAUAUAUUGUGGUGGAGCAGGAAAUGGUUCAGCAGCAAAGAUCUGUAACAAUUUGGCAAUGGCUGUCAGUAUGCUUGGUGUAUCAGAGGCCCUUGCUUUAGGUCAGAAAUUGGGUAUUGCUGCCAGUACUCUGACCAAGAUAUUCAAUUCUUCAAGUGCUCGCUGUUGGAGUAGUGAUACUUACAAUCCAGUGCCUGGAGUGAUGGAUGGGGUGCCUGCUUCAAGGAACUAUGAUGGUGGGUUUGCAUCAAAGUUGAUGGCUAAAGAUCUAAAUCUUGCUGCAGAAUCAGCCAAAGAAGUAGGUUUGGAAUUUCCACUGACAUCUCAAGCAGAAAAGAUAUUCACUCAGCUUUGCAAUGAUGGGCAUGGAAUGAAGGACUUCUCAUGCGUCUUCCGCCACUAUUACCCUGGAAACGAUGAGCUAUAGUUUCGUUAUCUGAAAGAAAAUUUCAUAUCCUACAACAUCUUUUAUCCAGAUUCAGAUCCCAGUAUUUUUCACAAACUCAAUCUAAUACUUACCUGCAGUGUAUGGCCAUGAUUAAACAUGAUCAAGGACAUCUUAAGUGUGGCAACACUUGUUUACAUCUCCUUUCCUGUAUGAGCAGCUAGUGUAGUUUACUUGCAAUCGUGCUUGAAUGAGUUUUCACAUAUAGUACAGCUUUCUUCUGCACUAUGAAUCUCUUUAAAUAUAAGCAUUCUUUUGUUGGUGGAGC
Molecule: messenger RNA, 1379 nt
Organism: Coffea arabica (coffee)
Lineage: Eukaryota; Viridiplantae; Streptophyta; Magnoliopsida; Gentianales; Rubiaceae
Product: probable 3-hydroxyisobutyrate dehydrogenase, mitochondrial
Biological process (GO): L-valine catabolic process
Molecular function (GO): 3-hydroxyisobutyrate dehydrogenase activity; NADP binding; NAD binding
Source: RefSeq, a predicted model, not a curated record